AUGGGUUUCGAGCCUCAGAUCCGCAAAAUCAUUGGUCAGAUCCAACCAGACCCUCAGACCCUCAUGUUCAGUGUGACUUGGCCGAAGGACGUCCAAAGGCUCGCUGCUGAUUUCUUGAAGAAUAUGAUUCAGUGCAACAUUGGUUCCAUGGAACUUACCGCGAACCACAACAUCAAGCAGAUCGUCGAAAUUUGCAGUGAUUUUGAUAAGAGAGGCAAACUGAUCAAGCAUCUCGACCAGAUCAGUGCCGAGAAUGCAAAGGUCCUCAUCUUCGUCGGCACGAAGCGUGUCGCGGACGAUAUCACCAAGUACCUCCGCCAAGACGGCUGGCCGGCUCUCACCAUUCACGGUGACAAGGAACAGCGCGAACGUGACUGGGUCCUCGAUGAAUUCAAGGCUGGAUGCUCUCCCAUCCUGAUUGCGACAGAUGUCGCAUCUCUUGGUCUCGAUGUCAAGGAUGUUGGCUACAUUAUCAACUACGACUUCCCCAACAACUGUGAAGAUUACAUCCAUCGUAUUGGUUGUACAGGGCGGACGCCACGGGGGCGGCUGCUGCUUUUGGGAGCUUUGAAACCGAAUACAAAACCGAAUACCAUACGCUAA
Molecule: messenger RNA, 603 nt
Organism: Stereum hirsutum FP-91666 SS1
Lineage: Eukaryota; Fungi; Basidiomycota; Agaricomycetes; Russulales; Stereaceae
Product: P-loop containing nucleoside triphosphate hydrolase protein
Exons: 6
Coding region: 1-603 (200 amino acids)
Biological process (GO): rRNA processing
Cellular component (GO): nucleus; ribonucleoprotein complex; cytoplasm
Molecular function (GO): RNA helicase activity; RNA binding
Source: RefSeq, a predicted model, not a curated record